Molecule: messenger RNA, 1536 nt
Organism: Penicillium salamii
Lineage: Eukaryota; Fungi; Ascomycota; Eurotiomycetes; Eurotiales; Aspergillaceae
Source: the annotation of a GenBank genome assembly
AUGUACCGCGGAUGCCUGAGACCAAAUCCCUUGACCAAUCAGAGUCUCCAACCAGACUGUGACUCACACCCCGUGACCUGCGCAGGCCUCAGCCCCGUGCGGCUCGGGGUCCCGAUUGGUCAGCGGGGCUCACACACACACAGGCGGUUAAGAAACCAGUCUUUCUCAACUGAGGACGACAUUAUUUCUCCAACCGGAACCCAACUUUUUCUCUCAACCCCACCCCCUUCAGAGCCUCCUGUCCCAGGACCUCUGAACUUAAGCAUCGCAUCGCGUAGCUCAAGUUCUUCCCCCAACAACUUUGCCCCGAUCGACUUUACGUCGUUCACCACGGAUUAUCAACCGCAAACAUGGCUUCCCUCGCCCCCGCACCCACAGCCCUUGGCUUCCAAUCAGAACAACAACAGCAACAACAACAGUGUACACGAGGACUUUGUGCUCUAUCCCUCAUCACCUCACCCGCAGCCCCGCUUGCGUGUGCCCGUGAAAGCAACCCAUAGGCCUUCUGCACUUCAGCCAUUCCUGGCGCAGAAUAACCCCCGACGACACUCCUUCAGUUUGCAGUUGCAACGUCAUCUCCAGCAGCAGUACUCUAGCCCACAAGAUCCUAGAGUGACCCAGCUUGCCCGGUCCCCCUCUUAUUGGUCCCACCCCACGCUCAAGCACGCCCGUCAACACACGGCUUCUGUGCCUUCUAACUCUCCGAACACCAACCGCCCUCCUAUCCCGCUUUUCAACGGUCAACAAAACCAACCUUCAAACACGCAACCGUACCGUCGUGUCAUGUCUACCCCUAACUUCGCAAUGGAAGCCGAUCUAUUUGAUCUGAACUCUUCUGGCAUUCCCUCUGCUGGCUUCUCCGCCGGUAUGGAUUCGCCCCUCGCCUUUGACGCUUUGGACCAGACUGGGCUACUCCCCAGCGGUCCCCCAGGUACCAUUUCGCCUCGGGAUCUGAUGAUGGAUGCGUCUGUUCCUCCUUCUGGCACCUUCACUGAUCUGAGCACUCCCUCCUUCGAGUCGCCUGGCAACUUCAGCCAAAAUGCGUCGCCCAUGUUCACCGACUUGGAUCUCGUCGGUCACGAGGAAUGGCCUUCUCUCUUUGACGGCGCGUCCGAUAUGAACGCGUUCGAUCUUGCCAACCUUGACAGCCUCAAUGUUGCUGCUGGCUUACAGCAGGAGCCCAAGAAGCCUGCUCUUAAGGUGGAGACUACCCCGCGUUCUCCACUCAAGCGCCCAGCCUCGUCAAUGGCAUCGUCCCCCAUUCCCGCAACUGGUGGCACCAAGCACUCUAGCAUUUCUGGUGUCAACGCUCGGUCUCGCAAGAACCUGUCUCCUGUGGACUUCGAUCCCAAUGAUCCUGUUGCCGCCAAGCGCGCUCGUAACACCGAGGCUGCGCGUAAGUCGCGUGCCAAGAAGAUGGAGCGACAGGCUGAUUCCGAGCGUCGCAUUGAUGAGCUCAACGAAAUCAUUGCCGCCCGUGACGCCGAAAUCGCUAAGCUCAAGGCUCAGCUUCAGAUCCAAAACACCUACCAGUGA